AUGAUCCCGACCUAUGCCCCGACGACGUCGCCCGUCGACUCGCCCACCUUCAGCCCGGAGCCGACGUACGCGCCUACCGCCUCGCCCAACGACAGCCCUACCGUCUCGACGAUGCCGACCUACUCGCCCACGCCCGUCCCCACCUCGAUGCCCUUCCCCUACCCGUCGACCGAGCCCACGUACACGCCCACGAAUACGCCGACGACCGCGCCGAACGAUUCACCCACGGCCAUGCCCACGUACUCGCCCACCGGCGUGCCCGUCCCGCGGCCGACGUUUAGCCAGGAACCGACCUACAGUCCGACCACAAGCCCCGUCGACUCGCCCACGUUCUCGCCCAUGCCGACGUACGUCCCCACGUCUUCUCCGACCGUCUCGCCGACGUUCUCGACGAUGCCGACCUACGCGCCCACGCUCGUCCCGACGCCGCAGCCGUUCCCCGCACCGUCCGCCGAGCCCACGUACGAGCCCACGGAUCACCCGGCGUACGUCAACUACACGUACUCGGCUUAG
This is a messenger RNA of Aureococcus anophagefferens, 513 nucleotides long. RefSeq lists its product as hypothetical. Lineage: Eukaryota; Pelagophyceae; Pelagomonadales; Pelagomonadaceae. Bases 1 to 513 code for a protein of 170 amino acids. The transcript has a single exon. The record is from RefSeq and is a predicted model, not a curated record.